AUGUCGUUACGGCUAUAUCAACGAGGAAUCUUUUCAUUAAGAUCAUCAUCUGUCUUAUCACCCAGAUUAUUACCAGCAAGAUCCACUCGUUUGGCGUUCAGAUCGUACAGUGACGAUCACAGGGGGUCCCCAUCAGAAGAGAAAAUUAGAAGAGCACGGGAGAACUAUGAGAGAUAUCAAAAGCAAAACGAAGAAAAGAUGAAGCUAAGAAACAGAUCUGCUGCAUACUACUCUGGGUCUGUGAUUAUGUUCUUUUUGGGUCUUUCAUGUGUAGCUGUUCCAUUUUAUAGGUACCUUUGUAAGAGAACUGGAUGGGACGGCACGCCAAUCACAGACUCCAGAAUGUUUACGCCAGACCGUUUGAUACCGGUUGACACCAAUAAGCGGAUCAGAGUGUCUUUCACCUGUCAGGCAUCAGGAAUGUUGCCCUGGAAGUUCACGCCCUUGCAGAAAGAGGUUUACAUCGUGCCAGGAGAAACAGCGCUUGUAUUUUACAGGGCAAAGAACAUGUCAAAGGAAGACAUAGUUGGUAUGGCCACGUAUUCUGUCACUCCCGAUAACGUGGCGGCAUACUUCAACAAGAUCCAGUGCUUCUGUUUUGAGGAACAAAGGCUUGCGGCAGGCGAAGAAGUCGACAUGCCUGUGUUUUUCUUCAUUGAUCCAGAUUUUGCCAAGGACCCUACGAUGAAGAAUAUUGACGAUGUCAUCCUUAACUACUCCUUCUUUAAGGCGUCGUACAAGGAUGGAGAGUUGGCGCCUAUACCUAUGCCAAAGGUUGAAGUGAAGGCAUCUGUGGCUUAG
Candidozyma auris is the source of this 801-nucleotide messenger RNA. RefSeq names its product Cox11p (gene COX11). Gene Ontology annotation, cellular component: mitochondrial inner membrane. NCBI's taxonomy places the organism in Eukaryota, Fungi, Ascomycota, Pichiomycetes, Serinales, Metschnikowiaceae. The record is from RefSeq and is a predicted model, not a curated record. Gene Ontology annotation, molecular function: copper ion binding. Bases 1 to 801 code for a protein of 266 amino acids. The transcript has a single exon.